This is a messenger RNA of Diachasma alloeum, 426 nucleotides long. RefSeq names its product GPALPP motifs-containing protein 1-like. The transcript has a single exon. Lineage: Eukaryota; Metazoa; Arthropoda; Insecta; Hymenoptera; Braconidae. Bases 1 to 426 code for a protein of 141 amino acids. The record is from RefSeq and is a predicted model, not a curated record.
AUGGCUGUCAAUAAACACGUGGAUAUCGAUGAAGAAAUGUAUGGGCCCGCUCUACCACCCAAUGUGAGAACAAAAAGCUAUGAUAGAUUGAAGAUAAUUGGUCCAAAUUUGCCAAAUUAUUCAAAGAAGGCUACUACUCAAGAUGAGAAUGAUGAAGAGGCCAAUAGAUUUGGUCCUCCAUUGCCAGAACAUCUACGCAAAUCUGAAAAAGCAACUGAUGGCCCUGUUUUAUUAGAUGCUAUUGAAGCUAAGAGAGUUGGGGACGAUGAAGAAGAUGGGACUAUAGGUCCACUCCCUGCUGACCAUCCGACAUUAAAAUAUGAUUUAGUCCAAAAGCAACUAGAAUACAGAGCACAGCUCAUAAACAGAGAAUUGGCUGAAUUUGUAAGUAAGGCAGCAAGUCCAUGUCUUAUACAAUACCUAUAA